AUGGAUCUGGCCGCCUUGGUUGACCAGCUGCGAAGCGGCUCGGCGCCCAAGUUCCCCGCCGACGCAAACACAUUGGCCUUUGCUCGGAAGCUCGAUUCGCAAGAUCAGCUCAAGCACCUGCGGGAUGAAUUUAUACUGCCCACAAAAGGCUCACUGAAGAAGAGGGCUCUGGACGGCUCGAUCCCAGGACAAGACAUGAGGGACGGCACCAACGGCGUCCGCACCACCAACGGUGUCGGCGGCCGGCCAGGAGAUGCCGACGAGCCGUGCCUCUACUUUGUUGGCAACUCUCUCGGCGCUCAGCCCAAGGCCAUGCGGGACCACCUCAACGCUCAACUGGAGACAUGGGCCUCGAUUGGCGUCAACGGCCACUUCACCGACAUGGGCAACUCGCCGUUGACGCAGUGGCAGGACAUGGCAGAGGACUGUGCCAAGAAGUCGUGUGACCUCGUCGGCGCCUCGCCGCACGAGAUCGUCAUCAUGAACACCCUCACCAUCAACCUCCACGUCAUGAUGGCGAGCUUCUACAGGCCCGACCCCCGGCGGCACAAGAUCAUCCUGGAAUGGAAGCCCUUCCCCAGCGACCACUACGCCAUCGAGAGCCAGGUCCUCUGGCACGGGCAGGACCCGGAGAGGAGCAUGGUCAAGAUCGAGCCGGACGAGAACUGCCUGAUCCCCACCGACAAGAUCCUGCGCACCAUUGACCAGCACGCCGACGAGACGGCCCUCCUGCUCCUCCCCGGCAUCCAAUACUACUCUGGCCAGCUGUUUGACAUUCCCAGGAUCACGGCCUACGCCAAGGCGCGCGGCAUCCUCGUCGGCUGGGAUCUCGCCCACGCCGCCGGCAACGUCGAGCUCAGGCUGCACGACUGGGACGUCGACUUUGCCUGCUGGUGCACGUACAAGUACAUCAACGCCGGGCCCGGCUCAAUAGCCGGCGCCUACGUCCACGAGAAGCACGGCAAGGUGGAAUGGACCGCCGGCGGCCCCGGCAGGGACAGGCCCUCGUACCGCCCUCGCCUGGCGGGCUGGUACGGCGGCGACAAGCGCGUCCGCUUCAACAUGGACACGACCUUUGUCCCGACGCCCGGCGCCGCGGGCUACCAGCUCUCCAACCCUUCGGCCAUCGACCUCGCCGCCCUCUCCGCCGCCCUCUCCGUCUUCAACAAGACGUCGAUGCGCGACCUGCGCUCCAAGGCUCUCGUCCUCACCGCCUACGCCGAGCUGCUACUCGACCAGAUGCUCCAGGAAACCGGCGGCGACGGCGCCGCGCCCAUCUUCACCAUCCUCACGCCCAGAGACCCCCUCCAGCGCGGCACCCAGCUGAGCGUGCUCCUGAGGGAAGGGCUGUUGGACAAGGUCUCGCGGGCCUUGGAAGAAAACGGCGCCAUUUGCGACAAGCGCAAGCCCAACGUCAUUCGGCUUGCGCCCGUUCCUCUGUACACCCGUUUCGAAGAUGUGUGGGCUUACAUGCAGGUCCUGAGGGGGGCGUUGGGCUUGUAA
Messenger RNA from Metarhizium album ARSEF 1941, 1503 nucleotides. Its product is annotated as Kynureninase. Gene Ontology annotation, cellular component: cytoplasm. Gene Ontology annotation, biological process: NAD+ biosynthetic process. Bases 1 to 1503 code for a protein of 500 amino acids. The transcript is spliced from 2 exons. The record is from RefSeq and is a predicted model, not a curated record. NCBI's taxonomy places the organism in Eukaryota, Fungi, Ascomycota, Sordariomycetes, Hypocreales, Clavicipitaceae. Gene Ontology annotation, molecular function: kynureninase activity; pyridoxal phosphate binding.